Messenger RNA from Ornithodoros turicata, 3994 nucleotides. RefSeq names its product leucine--tRNA ligase, cytoplasmic-like. Gene Ontology annotation, molecular function: ATP binding; leucine-tRNA ligase activity; aminoacyl-tRNA deacylase activity. The record is from RefSeq and is a predicted model, not a curated record. The coding region runs from base 352 to 3924 and encodes 1190 amino acids. Lineage: Eukaryota; Metazoa; Arthropoda; Arachnida; Ixodida; Argasidae. The transcript has a single exon. Gene Ontology annotation, biological process: leucyl-tRNA aminoacylation.
GCUCCGCGAUGGAGUGCAAAAAGUGAGCCCUGCGCCCCUGCCCCCUGCCCCUGCUAUCUCGCCACCUCCUAUCCAUCUCCUAUCAUCGCUCUGGUACUCUGGUUGUUGCUACGGUGGUUGUGUGGUUGGUUUGGUUGGUGCGAAGCUGGGGCUGGGAUUCCUAUCUCCCGUUUCGCGUGGCUAUCUGGUGAAAGUACAUGAGAAGGGGUUUAACGCCAACGUUUCAGGUAUCCGAUCAGCAGCAAUGAUCGCCGUAUCGAGGUGGCGUUUCUCGGGAUAGCAAGCCACGUGAAAUAUGUUAUCUGUGUGAUUUGAGUGCCGCUCCUUUCUCAACAGUCGAGACUGUGCAUCAUGAAUUCGUCUAGCGCUAGGAAAGGCACCUUCAAAGUGAACACACUGCGGGAGAUAGAAGCCGAAGUACAGACAAGAUGGGAAAAGGAGAAAGUAUUCGAAGAAAACGCUCUCGGUUCACAUCCCGGAGCAGACGACAAGUUUUUCGUCACCUUUCCGUACCCAUACGUGAACGGCCGGCUUCAUCUUGGUCACACGUUUUCUCUGUCAAAGUGCGAAUUUGCUGUCGGAUUUCAACGCAUGCUGGGUAAGAAGUGUUUGUUCCCGUUCGGCUUUCACUGCACUGGUAUGCCGAUCAAGGCCUGUGCUGACAAACUUGCGCGAGAAAUCGAACAGUACGGCAACCCACCCACGUUUCCCGAAGAGACGGAGCACGAUACGAAUGUGACCGAGACAACUACGGAUAAAGCUGAAGCUUUACUAAAGAGCAAAGCGAAAGGCAAGAAAAGCAAGGCAGCAGCCAAGACAGUAGCAGCAAAGUAUCAGUGGCAAAUAAUGGCAUCCCUUGGAAUCCCCGAAAACGAGAUUGCAAACUUUGCAGAUGCAGCUUACUGGUUGGGUUACUUCCCUCCCGUUGUUCAAGAUGAUCUCAUGAAGAUGGGUUUGAAAGUAGAUUGGAGGAGAUCCUUCAUCACAACAGACGCCAACCCAUUCUAUGACUCUUUCAUCCGCUGGCAGUUCCUGCGUCUGAAGGAACGCGACAAGAUCAAGUUUGGAAAACGAUAUACGAUUUUCUCUCCCAAGGACAAUCAACCGUGCAUGGAUCACGACAGAAGCACAGGCGAAGGCGUGGGACCGCAAGAGUACACCCUCAUCAAGAUGAAGGCUAUUGAACCAUUUCCCGAGAAGUUUAAGAGCCUUUCCGGGAGAAAUGUUUUCCUCAUUGCUGCUACCCUACGACCUGAAACUAUGUAUGGUCAAACCAACUGCUGGGUUCGUCCCGACAUGAACUAUGUCGCUUUUGAGCUGGCAAACGGGGAUGUCUUCGUUUCCACUUUGCGUGCUGCGCUUAACAUGAGUUACCAAGGCUUCACGAAAGAAAAUGGAAAGGUGGACGUUUUACUUAACCUCACUGGACAAGACAUCAUGGGUUUGCCAUUAAGAUCUCCGCUUACGUCUUACAGUGUCAUCUACACUCUCCCAAUGCUGACAAUAAAGGAAGAUAAAGGUACCGGUAUUGUGACAAGUGUGCCAUCAGAUGCACCGGAUGACUUUGCAGCUCUUCGAGACUUGAAACAGAAGGAAGCCCUGAGGCUGAAAUUUGGUGUACAAGAUUCUAUGGUCUUGCCCUUUGACCCAGUUCCAAUCAUCGAUGUUCCCAGCUUUGGAUCUUGCAGUGCAGUCGCUGUGUGUGACCAAUUGAAAAUUCAGAGCCAGAAUGACAGAGAUAAAUUGCAGGAAGCAAAGGAGAGAGUAUAUAUGAAGGGGUUUUACGAAGGUGUGUUGCUUGUUGGCCCGUACAAAGGAAAUAAAAUCCAAGACGUCAAGAAACAGAUACAAAAAGAGAUGAUUGACAAGCAAGAAGCAGUGAUCUACAUGGAGCCAGAGAAGAAAGUUAUGUCCCGAUCUGGAGACGAAUGCGUCGUUGCUCUCUGUGACCAGUGGUACCUGGAUUACGGAAAUCCGGAAUGGAAGAGAAUGGCACGAGCUGCUCUCUCUAGAAUGGAAACAUAUUCUGAUGAAGUCAGAAAAAACUUUGAAGCAACACUGGACUGGUUGUGUGAACAUGCUUGCUCGCGAACCUACGGCCUCGGAACUAAACUGCCUUGGGAUGAGUCUUGGCUCAUUGAGUCUCUUUCGGAUUCCACUAUCUACAUGGCUUACUAUACCAUUGCACAUUUCUUGCAAGAUGGGGACAUUACGGGAUAUUCUCCGAGGACACGUUUCGGGUACAAGCCAGAAGACAUGACGCCGGAAGUUUGGGACUACAUCUUCUUAAACAAGAACAACUUACCAGCCGACUCAAAGGUAAAGCAGGAGGACCUGGACAUCAUUAGACGGGAGUUUGAAUACUGGUACCCGAUGGACCUACGUUGCUCCGGGAAAGACCUUAUUCCAAAUCAUCUUUCGUAUUGUAUCUUCACUCACUGUGCUAUGUGGCCUGAUGAACCGGACAAGUGGGUCAAGGGUAUGAGAGCAAACGGACACCUUCUUCUCAAUUCGGAAAAAAUGUCCAAGUCCACCGGUAACUUCUUAACCUUAGCAGACGCUCUGGAGAAGUUUUCUGCGGACGGCAUGCGGUUGGCGCUUGCAGACGCGGGCGAUGGUGUAGAAGAUGCAAACUUCGUCGAGACUAUGGCAGAUGCAGGAAUUUUGAGACUGUAUGCCUUUCUUGAAUGGGUCAAAGAAAUGAUUGUAGGGAGUGAUGCCUUGCGCACGGGGCCGCCCAACAGUUACGUCGACAAAGUCUUCCUCAACGACAUGGACCACUACAUCAAUGAGACGUACGAGAACUACAGACAGAUGAUGUUCAAGGAAGCUCUUCGGACUGGUUUCUUUGAGUUCCAAGCAGCGAGAGAUAAGUACAGAGAGCUGUGCGGUGCCAAUGGAAUGCAUCGAGACCUCGUGUUCCGUUUCAUUGAGGCUCAAAUCUUAAUCUUGAGCCCAAUUUGUCCCCACAUAUGUGAGCACGUUUGGUCCCUGCUCGGUAAAGAAGGAAGCAUCAUGAAGGCAAGAUGGCCACAGACGGGAGAAGUGGACGAAACUCUCUUGAAGUCAUCCCAAUAUCUAAUGGACACAGUGCAUGACUUCCGCAUUAGACUAAAGCAAUUCCACACAGCAGCAAGUAAGGGGAAGAAGAAGGAAGAAAUUGCUUCCCGAUCAAAAGCAUCGGAUAGCAUUCUCCAGGGAACCGUUUGGAUUGCAAAGACAUAUCCACCAUGGCAGGCAACGGUUCUUACAACACUUCAGGCGCUUCACCGCAGACACAGAGGUCUCCCCGACAACAAAGUCAUCUCAGCAGAGCUGAAGGACAAUGCUGAGUUGAAGAAGUACAUGAAGAGAGUGAUGCCAUUUGCGCAAGCCCUGCGGGAGAAAGUAGAAGAGCGUGGCAUCGUAGCGCUUAAUACCACUCUAGACUUUGACGAGAAGUACGUUCUGGAGGAGAACAUGCGCUACUUACUGAAUACUCUGGAGCUAGAUGCAAUUGAGCUGAAGUACAAUCACGAAGCGUCAGAGAAAAUCAAGGAAGAGUGUUCUCCUGGUCAACCAUACAUCGUGUUCAGCCAUGCACAAUCUGCUCACCUUCGUUGCAUCAACCCACAGCCAUGCAACGGGCACUUUGAGUUACUUGUCCCAGUUUUGGAUGGUGAUACUCUUGAGAAGGUGAUCUCGCGCAUGGCAAAACAGCAUUCCCCACUGCUGGCAAACAAGGAUAAUGUCACCCUGUUGCGAUAUGAAGAUUCACUAAUGGGCCCGAGAAAGCUACCAGCAUUCGAUAAACCAGAAUAUGGCAAGACAGCUAUACCGCCGGAGGCAUGUUUUCAUAUCAAGCAAGACACGGGGGAUCUGGAAGUCAGUACAAACGGGAAAAAGAUAAACAUUGGAAAGCAAAUUGCUUACGUCGUGCAUUGAGUCAUAGAACUUGGAGCUGUAGCGUUUUACACAUUUUAGGCAUGGUUAUUAAAAUGGGGAGAGUUACUCA